Messenger RNA from Boleophthalmus pectinirostris (great blue-spotted mudskipper), 1967 nucleotides. RefSeq names its product proliferation-associated protein 2G4-like. Lineage: Eukaryota; Metazoa; Chordata; Actinopteri; Gobiiformes; Gobiidae. The record is from RefSeq and is a predicted model, not a curated record. Bases 117 to 1295 code for a protein of 392 amino acids. The transcript is spliced from 13 exons.
UCGUAGGCAGCAGCAGCCGGAGUACUCGGGCGGUACACUGCAGCGUGGUCUUUCCUCUGUCUGUCUGACACCCACGGAAGGGAAAGUUCCGCGGAGUUCGUGAGCACACUGCCAACAUGUCUGGAGACGAGGACACUCCAGAGCAAACAAUUGCAGAAGAUGUGGUGGUCACCAAGUACAAAAUGGGAGCCGAAAUAGCUAACCGGGCUUUAAAGCUUGUAUUUGAAGCAGCUACACCGGGAGUGUCUGUGUUAAGUCUUUGUGAAAAAGGAGAUGCUUUCAUCAUGCAAGAAGCUGGAAAAAUUUUUAAGAGGGAAAAGGAAAUGAAGAAAGGUAUUGCGUUUCCAACUUGUGUCUCGAUAAACAACUGCGUUUGCCAUUAUUCUCCUCUGAAGAGUGACCCUGAUGUCAUAUUAAAGGAUGGAGAUCUUGUAAAAAUUGACUUGGGUGUGCAUGUCGAUGGCUUCAUCUCAAACGUGGCACACACCUUUGUUGUUGGAGUUACCAAGGAGAAUCCUGUGACUGGGAGAAAAGCCGACGUUAUCAAAGCAGCACACCUCUGUGCUGAAGCUGCUUUGCGUCUUGUGAAACCAGGAAACCAGAACACUCAGGUUACAGAAGCUUGGAACAAGAUUUCAAAGUCAUUCAAAUGCUCCCCUAUAGAAGGUAUGCUGUCUCACCAACUAAAGCAACAUGUCAUUGAUGGGGAGAAAACCAUCAUCCAAAAUCCAACUGACCAGCAAAAAAAGGACCAUGAAAAAGCUGAGUUUGAGGUGCAUGAGGUGUAUGCAAUUGACGUCCUUGUCAGUACAGGAGAGGGAAAGGCAAAGGAUGGGGGACAAAGGACCACUGUCUACAAAAGGGAUCCGAACAAAGUGUAUGGCUUGAAGAUGAAGACCUCCCGUGCUUUUUUCAGUGAAAUGGAGAGGCGCUUUGAUAGAAUGCCAUUUACUCUGAGAGCUUUUGAGGAUGAAGGAAAAGCUAAGUUAGGAGUGAUAGAGUGUGCAAAACAUGAGUUGUUGCAGCCGUUCACAGUGCUACAAGAGAAAGAAGGUGAAUUUGUUGCUCAGUUUAAAUUUACUGUGCUGCUCAUGGCUAAUGGACCACUGCGCAUUACAAACAGCCUCUAUGAGCCAGAACACUACAAGUCAGAGUUUGAUGUGGAGGAUCCAGAGCUCAAGACUUUGCUGCAAAGUUCAGCUAGCCGAAAGGCACAGAAGAAAAAGAAAAAGAAGGCUUCAAAAACUGUUGAGAGUGCAACUGGACAAGCAGCAUCAACUGAAGAAGCAGAGUAGAAAUAUCUGAAUAAUUGGUGAUUGAGAUCUGAUGUCCCAAAGAAAUCACAAAUUCUUUGUGUCCCAACAGAGGCACUUGUGAAAACUGCCACUGAGUAAUUCAAACAAAUGUUAACUUGGGGUGCUGCUGCUGCUGCUCCCGAAUUUUGUCACUCUCUAGGUCCAUGUUUUCUCCCACUGUCCUGAGAUGGUUAUAGGCAGUAUGCCAAUGAGAGGCAUGUAUUUAUGUCUCUAGAUGCUUCCAUCAAUUGACUGACAUCAAGUCUCACACUUUUUCACUAUAAUUGUAAAGAUAAAAAAAAUUAUAAAAUGAAUUUACCUAAAAAUAGGAUGGGAUGAUGAUACCUAUCAUGUCAAGUGUGAAUAUACGUUAGAAUUCAUACAUAUCAAACCAUUUUACUGUGUUACGAUAACUACAAUUUAUCAAAAAUAUAUAUUUGGAUUCCAAACAAUGUUAUUUCAAUUGGGUAUCUUUAGGACACUAGAUAUGGCUGUUUUUUAAAACUGACAUGACUUUUCAACUGUGAGUAUAAGUAUAAAGUGUUUGUACCACAGCCAAUUCCUUAUCGUCUGUGUUUACAUAAGAUCUCCAUACCUGUUAAACUUAUGGAUGCCUUUGUAAAACAACUAUCAGAGACUAUUUUUGGAAACAUUAAAAAGCCACAUGACAUA